CAUUGUUCCCAAUAACAGCGGAUCCUCUGCAAUCAUCCCCAUCUCCACCUCGCUCAUCUGCCUUCCUUCGGGAGGAGCUGGAGAAGCCAGCUGCACAGAGGGGAAAUACCUGGAGGAUAAUGACCUAAAGGCCUUUGUCAUUUUGCAGAAUUUGUUUUACCAAAGACUGUGGAAUAAAGAUAGUUCAGCUCAGGGUGUUACUUUUGGUGUUGGGUAGAAGAUGAGGAAACACCGGAUGUUAGCGCUGUGCGCUCUUCUGGGCGUACUUUCUGCAGGACUGCUGCCCAGACUUGACGCUCAAGAGGAAGCACAAGAGUCAGCUGACCUUGUACUCUUAAUUGACGGAUCUGAGAAUGUUGGAGCGGCCAACUUCCCCCGCGUGCGCGAUUUGGCCAUGAAAGUCAUUGAGGGCCUUGAUGUGGGCAGGGACACAAUUCGGGUGGCCGUGGCUCUGUACAGCGUGGACCCCGAGGUUCAGUUCUUUCUAAAUACCUAUGAGAACAAAGCCGCUGUCCUGGAUGCAGUGAAGGCCAUUCAGUUCACAGGCAACAAUGAGGCUAACCUUGGAGCCGCCUUGGAGAAAGUCGCUGAGAGCCUGUUGAGUCCGGCAUCAGGCGGCAGGGCAGAGGAGGGGGUGCCCCAAGCUCUGGUGGUUAUCAGUGCUGGACCGUCCAAUGACGAUUUCAGUGCGGGUGACCGGGCUCUUAAGGCAGCAAGCGUUAUCACGUUUGGCGUAGUGGUCGGCGGCACGGCCACCGCCGAGCUGGAGACUAUCGCCACAGACAAGAGCUUUGUUCUGUCGGCCCCCGAUUUCAGGGCAGUGGCAAGCAUGGGUGACCAGCUGCUACCAUACGUUAACGGGGUGGCCCAGGGUACCAUUGUCGUUCUGAAUGAAUUCACAGAAGCCUUGGAAGUGGGAAAAAGGGACAUCAUUUUUCUCAUUGACAGCACUAUGGGUGCCACAACGAUCAACUCUCUUCGAGAGUUUAUCAAAAGGUUUGUUGACACCAUGCCAAUCGGACCGGACCAGGUGCAAGUAGGUGUGGCCCAGUUCAGCAACGCUGCCAGACUGGAGAUAGACCUGAACUCAUAUGGAUCCAAGGAGGACCUGAAUGCGGCUCUGGGAAGACUCAAGCCAAGACCGGGACAAGUGGUGAACAUCGGGGUGGCCCUGGACUUUGUGAGGACCAACAUGCUGAGGGCUGAAAAGGGGAGUCGUAUUCAGCAGGGUGUGCCCCAGCUGGUGCUGUUGAUGACCAGUAAAAAGUCCAGUGACAGUGUGGGGCAGGCUGCUGAGGCACUGCAGCGCAUGGGGGUUCUGACCCUGGCCGCUGGCUCUAAGACUGCCGAUGAGCAGGAGCUGAAGCAGAUUGCCAUUGAUGAGAGUUUGGUGUUCAUGCUGAAGGACUUCCGCAUAUUGCUUCGCAACCCACGGAUGAUUGUCUCUCUCCUCUCCACUCUAUCUGGGGUUGUGGUGACUGAGGAACCCACAGAGCCAGUGGUUGAAAUUACAACAGUGCAGACCCAGCGAGUAGUCAGAGACAUCGUCUUUAUGGUGGAUGGCUCUAGCUACAUUGGGGGUGCCAAUCUUCCAUAUGUGCGGGAUUUCAUUGUCGGCGUGGUAAACCUGCUGGACGUGCGGCCCGACAGGGUGCGCAUUGGGCUUAUGCAGUUUGCAGAGAACCCAAAGAUCGAAUUCUACCUGAACACACACAAAACAAAGCAAGAUGUGCUGGCUAGAGUUGAUCAGCUCAGGCUAAUGGGAGGAUCUGCUUUGAACACUGGAGCGGCUAUGGAUUAUGCCCUCACCAACAUGUUCCAGGCCUCGACUGGGUCACGUAAGAGGCAGGGUGUCCAACAGGUUCUUCUCCUGAUCACUGGAGGCCCAUCCCAGGAUGAGGUUAAAAAGAUUGCAGACAAAGUGGCUGUGGCGGGUGUACUGACCUUCACAGUCAGUGCCGGCCAGGCAGAUGAGGCCUACUUGAAGACGGUCGCUUUCGUCCCUAACUUGGCUUACCAUGAAAGCAGAUUUUCUAGCCUACCAAGUGUUGUUGAACAGAUCAUGACUCCUUUGAUUACUGUUGUCGGCGACACCGACAUCUCAGUAACAGACAUCGAAAUAACCAAGGAACCUGCAGUUGUUGGAGGUGAGAGGGAUGUUGCAUUCCUGAUUGACGGCUCGGAUAAUGUCCGAGCAGAUUUCCCCUACAUCCGGGACUUUAUCAUCAAAGUCAUUGAGCCUCUUGAUAUUGGACAAGAUAGAGUACGGAUUUCAGUUGUCCAACAUAGUGAGAGGCCAGCUCCCAACUUCUACCUGAAUACAUAUAAGGAUAAGGCUGAAGUGUUAAGGGCUGUUAAUGAUCUAAGACUGGCCGGUGGAAGGAGUCUAAACACCGGAAUGGCCUUGAAAUUCAUGAAGGACACUAUCCUGUCCCCGGUUCAUGGUAGCCGUGCGGCCCAAAAUGUCCCCCAGUUUUUGAUAGUUUUGACUGGAGGCAAGUCAAAGGAUAGUGUGAAGGAAUCUGCUAGCUCUUUAAAGACCUAUGGAGUGGUACUGUUUGGCGUUGGUGUCAAGGAUGCAGACCCUAAGCAAAUUGAGGCCAUUUCUCACAACCCAUCCUUUGCUUUCAAUGUGAAGGAAUUCAGCCAGCUCAAUAUGGUACAACAAAGGCUCAAUAGCUAUGUGAGCCUUCCCAAGGAAGAGCUGAAGGUCAUUCUGGACCAAGCCUCGGUUCAUGCUUAUGCUAUCUCAGUUCAUACUGAUGCUGUGAAAAGAGAUAUUGUAUUCCUGCUGGAUGGUUCUGAUGGCACAAGGAGUGGAUUCCCAGCAGUGCGAGAUUUUAUUCAAAGUAUAGUGGGUAAACUAUCUGUGGAGGAGAACAGAGACAGAGUUUCUGUGGUUCAGUACGCUGACAAACCAGAGGCCCAUUUCUAUCUAAACUCUCACAAAACAAAGGAUGCCAUUAUUAAUGCCAUAAGUAAAAUGAGGCACAAGGGUGGAAGGAACCUAAACACUGGGGCAGCUCUCCAGUUUGUAAGACACCGUGUCUUUACAGCCUCCUCUGGCAGUAGACGACUGGAAGGUGUGCCCCAAAUUCUGAUCCUUUUGACUAGCAAGAAAUCCAGAGAUGAUGUUAAGGGUCCUGCUGUAGCUCUUAAAGAUCUGGAAAUUGUGUCAUUGGGGGUCGGAGUUGGGGACGCCAAUGUCCGUGAAUUGGAAAUGAUUUCCUUCCAACCUGGUUUCACAUACCAGGUCACCGAGUUCUCUGAGCUGCCCACAAUCCAGCCACAGCUUGUUGCUGCGCUCAAAAGCCUGUCGAAAGACACCGAAGAAUCAGUAGCUCCUGGGAUUCCUGAUGUGACACCUGGGAUUCCUGAUUUAGUAGAUGCUGCACAGAGAGACAUAGUGUUCCUUUUGGAUGGAUCUGAUGAUACUAGGAGUGGAUUUCCAGCCAUGCUUGGCUUUGUUCAAAGAGUAGUGGAAAAUGUCAAUGUUGGAGAGAACAAAGAUCGAGUUUCUGUGGUCCAGUACAGCCGAAAUCCAGAGGCCCAUUUCUUACUGAACACAUAUCCAGAAAAACAAAGUGUUCUAAGUUCUAUUCGAAGCCUAAAGCACAAAGGGGGUAGACCACUCAACACUGGGGCAGCCCUCCAGUAUGUAAAGGACAACGUCUUUACUUCCUCCUCUGGAAGCAGAGGCCAAGAAGGCGUCCCUCAGAUACUGAUACUGCUGAGUGGUGGCAGAUCUCAAGAUGAUGUUGGAGGUGCUGCUGUUGCUUUGAAACAGAACAGAAUUGUACCAUUCUGUAUUGGUACAAGGAAUGCAGACAUAUUAGAGCUCCAAAUAAUAGCUCGUUUCCCCUCCUAUGCUCUUUCUGUCCCUUGGUUCGAUGGCCUUGAAAGUAUUGAACAGCAGCUUUUGUCACUUGUAAAAAGGGUCCCUCGUCAGCCAAGAGUUUAUCAACAAACGGUAGUAGAUAAAACUGAAUCCAAACAACGGGAUGUUGUUUUUUUACUGGAUGGCUCUGAUGAAACUCUAAAUGGAUUUGAGGCUAUGCGUGAUUUUGUGCAAAGACUAGUGGAGAAACUCACUGUGGAGGAGAACAAAGAUCGAGUCUCUGUUGUCCAGUACAGCAGAGAACCAGAGGCCCAAUUCUAUCUGAAUACUUACACAACAAAGGAAGAUGUUGUUGACACUGUAAGAGGCCUGAGGCACAAAGGAGGGAGACCCCUCAACACUGGGGCAGCUCUCCAGUAUGUCAGGGACAAUGUCUUUAUUGCCUCCUCCGGAAGCAGACGCCAAGAGGGCAUCCCUCAAAUUCUGGUUCUAUUGAGUGGGGGAAGGUCCAAUGAUGAUGUUCGAAAUGCAGUUACAAACUUGAAAGAAAUUGGUGUCAUGGCAAUAGUGGUUGGAAUGAGGAAUGCCGAUAUACUUGAGCUUCAAACAAUUUCAUAUGAACCUAGCUAUGCUUUCUCUGCUACACAUUACAACGAUCUCCCAAACAUUCAACAGCAAGUAAUAUCUGCUGUUGAGAGAGUUGAAAUGACCGCUACUAACUUGCCAACAACAUUAAUAGAAUCUGACAAAAAGGAUGUUGUAUUUCUCAUUGACGGAUCUGACGACUCUAGAACUGGCUUUGCUGGGAUUCGCCGCUUUGCAGAGAAAGUAGUGGAGAGUCUUAAUGUGGAGGAAAAUGGCGACCGGGUGGCCCUUGUUCAGUACAUUGAGAGUCAGGCUCCCAGGAGGGAUGUCGUUUUCUUGCUGGAUGGAUCUGAUGGCACUAGGAGUGGAUUCCCAGCAAUGCGGGACUUUGUUCAAAGAGUAGUGGAGACACUCGUUGUGGAUGAGGACAAAGAUCGCGUGGCUGUGGUCCAGUACAGUAGAGAUCCAGCCGCCCAAUUCUAUCUGAACACAUACACAACAAAAGGAGAGAUUCUCAACACUGUAAGAGGUCUGAGACACAAAGGUGGGAGACCUCUCAACACUGGAGCAGCUCUCCAGUAUGUGAGAGACAAUGUCUUGACUGCCUCCUCCGGAAGUCGACGCACUGAAGGUGUUCCACAGUUACUGAUUCUGCUGAGUGGUGGAAGGUCCUUUGACAAUGUUGACACUCCAGCUUCUGCUCUGAAGGAGCUUGGGGUCUUGAUCUUUGGAAUUGGAACAAGGAGCUCUGAUAGCAGAGAAUUGCAGAGGAUAUCACAUGAUCCCAGUUACGCUCUGUCUGUCUCUGACUUCACUGACCUUCCAAACAUCCUGCAGCAACUUCUGUCCUCAGUGGAGUCAGUUGUUAUUGACGUUACGCCAGAAUCGACAACAGAUUUAGUUGAUCAUGACACCUCCAGAAAGGAUGUGGUAUUCCUUGUGGAUGGUUCUGAUGGCACAAGGAAUGGAUUCCCAGCAAUGCGUGAUUUUGUUCAGCGAGUAGUGGGGCAACUCAAUGUGGGAGGAGACAAAGACCGCGUUUCUGUUGUCCACAUCCAGGAGCAGUUUUUCUCCACACUCAUAACUGUACAAGUUGAGGCCACACCCAAAACCCCAACAGUCAUAGUGGACCAAAGCAUUGCCAGAAAGGAUGUAGUAUUCCUGCUGGAUGGUUCUGAUGGCACUAGGAAUGGCUUUCCAGCAAUGCGUGACUUUGUUCAAAGAGUGGUAGAGAAACUCACUGUGGAGGAGAACAGAGAUCGAGUCUCUGUGGUCCAGUAUAGCAAAGAAUCAGAGGCCCACUUCUAUCUGAACACUUACACAACAAAGGAAGACGUUGUGGACACCGUAAGAGGCCUGAGGCACAAAGGAGGGAGACCCCUCAACACUGGGGCAGCUCUCCAGUAUGUCAGGGACAAUGUCUUUAUUGCCUCCUCCGGAAGUAGGCGCCUUGAAGGUGUUCCACAGAUUCUGAUAUUGCUGAAUGGUGGAAGGUCCUUUGACAAUGUAGAUACACCAGCGUCUGCUCUCAAGGAGCUUGGUGUCUUAGUGUUUGGAAUUGGAACAAGGAGCUCUGAUAGCAGAGAAUUACAAAAAAUAUCCUAUGACCCCAGUUAUGCUCUUUCCGUGUCUGAAUUUACUGACCUCCCCAACGUCCAACAGCAGCUUCUUUCUGCUAUGGGCACUGUCAUUGUACAGGUCACAACCAUGACACCAACAGUAAAACCAACAAUUCUAGUUGAGAGUCAGGCUCCCAGGAGGGAUGUCGUGUUCUUGCUGGAUGGAUCUGAUGGCACUCGGAGUGGAUUCCCAGCAAUGCGGGACUUUGUUCAAGGAGUAGUGGAGACACUCGGCGUGGAUGAGAACAAAGAUCGCGUGGCUGUGGUCCAGUACAGUAGAGAUCCAGCCGCCCAAUUCUAUCUGAACACAUACACAACAAAAGGAGAGAUUCUCAACACUGUAAGAGGUCUGAGACACAAAGGUGGGAGACCUCUCAACACUGGAGCAGCUCUCCAGUAUGUGAGAGACAAUGUCUUGACUGCCUCCUCCGGAAGUCGACGCACUGAAGGUGUUCCACAGUUACUGAUUCUGCUGAGUGGUGGAAGGUCCUUUGACAAUGUUGACACUCCAGCUUCUGCUCUGAAGGAGCUUGGGGUCUUGAUCUUUGGAAUUGGAACAAGGAGCUCUGAUAGCAGAGAAUUGCAGAGGAUAUCACAUGAUCCCAGUUACGCUCUGUCUGUCUCUGACUUCACUGACCUUCCAAACAUCCAGCAGCAACUUCUGUCCUCGGUGGAGUCAGUUGUUAUUGAUGUUACGCCAGAAUCGACAACAGAUUUAGUUGAUCAUGACACCUCCAGAAAGGAUGUGGUAUUCCUUGUGGAUGGUUCUGAUGGCACAAGGAAUGGAUUCCCAGCAAUGCGUGAUUUUGUUCAGCGAGUAGUGGGGCAACUCAAUGUGGGAGGAGACAAAGACCGCGUUUCUGUUGUCCAGUACGGUAGAGAUCAAGAAGUUCAUUUCUAUCUGAACACAUACACCACAAAGGAGGACAUUCUUAACACUGUGAGAAGUCUGAGGCACAGAGGAGGUAGACCCCUUAACACUGGGGCAGCCCUCCAAUACGUAAGGGACAACGUCCUUACUGCCUCCUCUGGAAGCAGAAGCAAGGAGGGCGUCCCUCAGAUGCUGAUACUGCUGAGUGGGGGAAGGUCCAGUGAUAAUGUUGACAUACCAGCUUCUGCCCUGAAAGACAGUGGGGUCUUGAUCUUUGGCAUUGGAACCAGAAAUUCCAGCAGAGAGGUUCAAGGGAUUGCCACUGAUCCUAGUUUUUCCCAGUCUGUUUCUGAAUUCACUGACCUCCCCAGCAUCCAGGAGCAGUUUUUCUCCACACUCAUAACUGUACAAGUUGAGGCCACACCCAAAACCCCAACAGUCAUAGUGGACCAAAGCAUUGCCAGAAAGGAUGUAGUAUUCCUGCUGGAUGGUUCUGAUGGCACAAGGAAUGGCUUUCCAGCAAUGCGUGACUUUGUUCAAAGAGUGGUAGAGAAACUCACUGUGGAGGAGAACAGAGAUCGAGUCUCUGUGGUCCAGUAUAGCAAAGAAUCAGAGGCCCACUUCUAUUUGAACACUUACACAACAAAGGAAGACGUUGUGGACACCGUAAGAGGCCUGAGGCACAAAGGAGGGAGACCCCUCAACACUGGGGCAGCUCUCCAGUAUGUCAGGGACAAUGUCUUUAUUGCCUCCUCCGGAAGUAGGCGCCUUGAAGGUGUUCCACAGAUUCUGAUACUGCUGAAUGGUGGAAGGUCCUUUGACAAUGUAGAUACACCAGCGUCUGCUCUCAAGGAGCUUGGUGUCUUGGUGUUUGGAAUUGGAACAAGGAGCUCUGAUAGCAGAGAAUUACAAAAAAUAUCCUAUGACCCCAGUUAUGCUCUUUCCGUGUCUGAAUUUACUGACCUCCCCAACAUCCAACAGCAGCUUCUUUCUGCUAUGGGCACUGUCAUUGUACAGGUCACAACCAUGACACCAACAGUAAAACCAACAAUUCUAGUUGAGAGUCAGGCUCCCAGGAGGGAUGUCGUGUUCUUGCUGGAUGGAUCUGAUGGCACUAGGAGUGGAUUCCCAGCAAUGCGGGACUUUGUUCAAAGAGUAGUGGAGACACUCGGUGUGGAUGAGAACAAAGAUCGCGUGGCUGUGGUCCAGUACAGUAGAGAUCCAGCCGCCCAAUUCUAUCUGAACACAUACACAACAAAAGGAGAGAUUCUCAACACUGUAAGAGGUCUGAGACACAAAGGUGGGAGACCUCUCAACACUGGAGCAGCUCUCCAGUAUGUGAGAGACAAUGUCUUGACUGCCUCCUCCGGAAGUCGACGCACUGAAGGUGUUCCACAGUUACUGAUUCUGCUGAGUGGUGGAAGGUCCUUUGACAAUGUUGACACUCCAGCUUCUGCUCUGAAGGAGCUUGGGGUCUUGAUCUUUGGAAUUGGAACAAGGAGCUCUGAUAGCAGAGAAUUGCAGAGGAUAUCACAUGAUCCCAGUUACGCUCUGUCUGUCUCUGACUUCACUGACCUUCCAAACAUCCAGCAGCAACUUCUGUCCUCGGUGGAGUCAGUUGUUAUUGACGUUACGCCAGAAUCGUCAACAGAUUUAGGUAUGUGUCAUCACUACAGUGGGGUCUUGAUCUUUGGCAUUGGAACCAGAAAUUCCAGCAGAGAGGUUCAAGGGAUUGCCACUGAUCCUAGUUUUUCCCAGUCUGUUUCUGAAUUCACUGACCUCCCCAGCAUCCAGGAGCAGUUUUUCUCCACACUCAUAACUGUACAAGUUGAGGCCACACCCAAAACCCCAACAGUCAUAGUGGACCAAAGCAUUGCCAGAAAGGAUGUAGUAUUCCUGCUGGAUGGUUCUGAUGGCACAAGGAAUGGCUUUCCAGCAAUGCGUGACUUUGUUCAAAGAGUGGUAGAGAAACUCACUGUGGAGGAGAACAGAGAUCGAGUCUCUGUGGUCCAGUAUAGCAAAGAAUCAGAGGCCCACUUCUAUUUGAACACUUACACAACAAAGGAAGACGUUGUGGACACCGUAAGAGGCCUGAGGCACAAAGGAGGAGACCCCUCAACACUGGGGCAGCUCUCCAUUGAGAGUCAGGCUCCCAGGAGGGAUGUCGUGUUCUUGCUGGAUGGAUCUGAUGGCACUAGGAGUGGAUUCCCAGCAAUGCGGGACUUUGUUCAAAGAGUAGUGGAGACACUCGGUGUGGAUGAGAACAAAGAUCGCGUGGCUGUGGUCCAGUACAGUAGAGAUCCAGCCGCCCAAUUCUAUCUGAACACAUACACAACAAAAGGAGAGAUUCUCAACACUGUAAGAGGUCUGAGACACAAAGGUGGGAGACCUCUCAACACUGGAGCAGCUCUCCAGUAUGUGAGAGACAAUGUCUUGACUGCCUCCUCCGGAAGUCGACGCACUGAAGGUGUUCCACAGUUACUGAUUCUGCUGAGUGGUGGAAGGUCCUUUGACAAUGUUGACACUCCAGCUUCUGCUCUGAAGGAGCUUGGGGUCUUGAUCUUUGGAAUUGGAACAAGGAGCUCUGAUAGCAGAGAAUUGCAGAGGAUAUCACAUGAUCCCAGUUACGCUCUGUCUGUCUCUGACUUCACUGACCUUCCAAACAUCCAGCAGCAACUUCUGUCCUCGGUGGAGUCAGUUGUUAUUGACGUUACGCCAGAAUCGUCAACAGAUUUAGUUAUUUUCUCAGUUGAUCAUGACACCUCCAGAAAGGAUGUGGUAUUCCUUGUGGAUGGUUCUGAUGGCACAAGGAAUGGAUUCCCAGCAAUGCGUGAUUUUGUUCAGCGAGUAGUGGGGCAACUCAAUGUGGGAGGAGACAAAGACCGCGUUUCUGUUGUCCAGUACGGUAGAGAUCAAGAAGUUCAUUUCUAUCUGAACACAUACACCACAAAGGAGGACAUUCUUAACACUGUGAGAAGUCUGAGGCACAGAGGAGGUAGACCCCUUAACACUGGGGCAGCCCUCCAAUACGUAAGGGACAACGUCCUUACUGCCUCCUCUGGAAGCAGAAGCCAGGAGGGUGUCCCUCAGAUGCUGAUACUGCUGAGUGGGGGAAGGUCCAGUGAUAAUGUUGACAUACCAGCUUCUGCCCUGAAAGACAGUGGGGUCUUGAUCUUUGGCAUUGGAACCAGAAAUUCCAGCAGAGAGGUUCAAGGGAUUGCCACUGAUCCUAGUUUUUCCCAGUCUGUUUCUGAAUUCACUGACCUCCCCAGCAUCCAGGAGCAGUUUUUCUCCACACUCAUAACUGUACAAGUUGAGGCCACACCCAAAACCCCAACAGUCAUAGUGGACCAAAGCAUUGCCAGAAAGGAUGUAGUAUUCCUGCUGGAUGGUUCUGAUGGCACAAGGAAUGGCUUUCCAGCAAUGCGUGACUUUGUUCAAAGAGUGGUAGAGAAACUCACUGUGGAGGAGAACAGAGAUCGAGUCUCUGUGGUCCAGUAUAGCAAAGAAUCAGAGGCCCACUUCUAUUUGAACACUUACACAACAAAGGAAGACGUUGUGGACACCGUAAGAGGCCUGAGGCACAAAGGAGGGAGACCCCUCAACACUGGGGCAGCUCUCCAGUAUGUCAGGGACAAUGUCUUUAUUGCCUCCUCCGGAAGUAGGCGCCUUGAAGGUGUUCCACAGAUUCUGAUACUGCUGAAUGGUGGAAGGUCCUUUGACAAUGUAGAUACACCAGCGUCUGCUCUCAAGGAGCUUGGUGUCUUGGUGUUUGGAAUUGGAACAAGGAGCUCUGAUAGCAGAGAAUUACAAAAAAUAUCCUAUGACCCCAGUUAUGCUCUUUCCGUGUCUGAAUUUACUGACCUCCCCAACAUCCAACAGCAGCUUCUUUCUGCUAUGGGCACUGUCAUUGUACAGGUCACAACCAUGACACCAACAGUAAAACCAACAAUUCUAGUUGAGAGUCAGGCUCCCAGGAGGGAUGUCGUGUUCUUGCUGGAUGGAUCUGAUGGCACUAGGAGUGGAUUCCCAGCAAUGCGGGACUUUGUUCAAAGAGUAGUGGAGACACUCGGUGUGGAUGAGAACAAAGAUCGCGUGGCUGUUGUCCAGUACAGUAGAGAUCCAGCCGCCCAAUUCUAUCUGAACACAUACACAACAAAAGGAGAGAUUCUCAACACUGUAAGAGGUCUGAGACACAAAGGUGGGAGACCUCUCAACACUGGAGCAGCUCUCCAGUAUGUGAGAGACAAUGUCUUGACUGCCUCCUCCGGAAGUCGACGCACUGAAGGUGUUCCACAGUUACUGAUUCUGCUGAGUGGUGGAAGGUCCUUUGACAAUGUUGACACUCCAGCUUCUGCUCUGAAGGAGCUUGGGGUCUUGAUCUUUGGAAUUGGAACAAGGAGCUCUGAUAGCAGAGAAUUGCAGAGGAUAUCACAUGAUCCCAGUUACGCUCUGUCUGUCUCUGACUUCACUGACCUUCCAAACAUCCAGCAGCAACUUCUGUCCUCGGUGGAGUCAGUUGUUAUUGACGUUACGCCAGAAACAACAACAGAUUUAGUCACCACAACUGUAGUAUUCACUGGCGGAGAAAAGAGGGACGUGGUUUUCCUCAUUGACGGCACAACAGCGGUGCGCAGCGAGUUCCCCGCCAUCCGUGACAUGAUCGGGAGGGUCGUGGAAAAGCUGGACGUGGGUCUGGAUCGGGUGAGGGUGUCAGUGGUGCAGUACAGCGACGGUGCCACGGUGGAGUUCCUUUUGAACGAGCACUCCACCAAAGACGAGGUCCGCCAGGCCACGAGGAAGCUUCAGAGCAGCGGUGGGAACCGUCGGAACACUGGCCGUGCCCUUGAAUGGAUCUCCAAGAACAUCUACCAGAAAUCAGCAGGUAGCCGCAUUGAGGAGGGAGUUCCUCAGUUCCUCAUUCUAGUCACAGGGGGAAAGUCCAACGAUGACGUCUCUGGACCGGUUAAUCAGCUGAAGACCAACCUGGUUGCCCCUUUAGCCAUCGGCACAAAGAAUGCCGACCCCAAUGAACUGAGGCAGAUCGCCCUAAAGCCAGAACUUGCCUACUCCAUUAACAACUUCGGGCAGCUUCCAACAGUGGAACAGCAGCUUAUUGCUUCAGUCAACACCAUGACCACCACUGACAUCUCCGGCAGUUUUGUUCCCUCAGUUUUGGAUAUUGCUAACCUCAACAUGGGGCGGAAAGAUAUCAUCUUUCUCAUCGAUGGCUCGGACACCACAGGCUCCAAUGGCAUCGCCCACAUCCGUGACUUCAUCCUCAACAUCGUUCAGCAGCUAGAUGUGCAACUUGACCAGGUCCGGGUCGCUGUCGUCCAAUAUUCCGACAAGGUCAAGACAGAGUUCUCUCUCAACUCCCACAACAAAAAAACAGCUGUGCUCUCAGCCAUCAAAAGACUACGCCAGCAGGGUGGAAGAUCAUCCGAUCUUGCCAACGCCAUCGAGUAUGUGACCAGGAAUGAGCUGAAAGCCUCGGCGGGUGUCCGGCUUGCGCAGGCCUCCCAGCAUCUAGUGGUCCUUACCGGCAGAAGGUCCUCCACUGACGUGUCCGUGUACGGCCCUCUGCUUAAAGGCUCCCGUGUUAACUGCAUCGGAAUCGGGGCUGGUGCAGACUACAGGGAGCUCAACCAGAUUGCCACCAGCUCUGCCGAUGUUCUCCAGGUACCCGCUUUCCCCGGCUUGCCUGUCAUUAAGGAGAGGUUUAUUGCCAGGCUGAACGGAACAAUGCCUGAUGAGGCACCACCAGAUUUUGUCGACCCAAGCCUCCCUAAAGCCAAGGUUGCUGAUAUUGUAUUCUUGGUGGACGGCUCCAUCAACCUGGGCAAGGACAACUUCAAGGAGGUGAUGGGGUUCAUCCAGAACCUCAUCGACCUCUUCUUCACUGAGCGUGACAACCUGCAGAUUGGCCUGGCGAGCUACACCACCGACGUCACCGACGUGUUCUACCUCAACACCUACAAGAACAAGGACGACAUAAUCGAUGCCAUCAGCCGCACCGAGUACAAGGGAGGCCGCAGGAUCAAUACAGGUACCGCCAUCCACCACGUACAGGAGAACCACUUCAUCAAAGAUAAAGGCAGCAGGAAGGAUGAGGGAAUCGCCCAGAUCCUGAUGAUCAUCACCGGCGGAAGGUCGGCCAGCGACAGCAAGACCGCAGCUCUGGCGUUAAAGGCCACCGGUGUGCGCAUCUACGCUGUCGGCGUGGGUGACAUUGAGGAUGAGUUGAACAACCUGGCGAGUGAGGCCUCCACAGUGGCCAGGGCAAGCACGUUUGUGGAGCUCUCUGAGCUCAACGAGCAAAUCCUUGAGACAUUGGAUGACGAGGUGAAGGGAAUCAAGCUCUGCACUGGAGUGAGCCAGGAGCCCUCAAAAACCUGCAGUCUGGAGGUGUUGGUAGGCUUUGAUGUGUCCUCACCAAACAUCUUCCAGGCCCAGAGGAUCCUGGAGUCCAAGAUGGGUGCCAUCCUCCAAAGGAUCACCAAGAUGACGGGCAUCAGUUGCUCGUCGGGCCAGAUCCCAUUGAUCCAGGUGGGCAUCCUGGCCAUGGAUGCCGCCUCAGAACCCGUCCACCUGGAGUUCACGGACAACGCCGACAUGCUGUUCGAGGCAUUCCGAGCACUGCGCGCCCGCGGACCCUACUUCCUCAAUGCCAAGACCAUUGCCGCAUAUGGGUCCAGGUUCAAAAACGGAGCAGCAGAUGCGGUCAAGGUUGUGAUCCAUCUGACUGAUGGUCUGGAUGGCCAGUAUAGUGAAAUUAAGAGACAGGUUGAAGAACUUAAGAUUUCAGGUGUGAACAGCUUUAUCCUGGUGGGUCUGGAGCGGGUACCCAGGUUUGAGGAGGCCGUGCUCCUGGAGUUUGGCCGCGGCUUCAGGUACACCAGACCCCUCAGAGUUAAUGUCAUGGACUUGGACUACGAGCUUCUGGAGGAACUGGACAACAUUGCUGAAAGGGAGUGUUGCACGGUGCCAUGCAAAUGUACCGGCAGAAGGGGAGACAGAGGAGCAGUCGGACUUGGAGGACUGAAGGGUGGUCCAGGCGGAGCAGGUGGAGCAGGACAUCCCGGAGAUGAGGGUGGAUCCGGAGACAGAGGUCCUCCUGGUGUCAACGGAACUCAAGGUUUCCAGGGAUGUCCUGGACAGAGGGGCAUCAAGGGUGGUCGUGGGUACUCUGGAGAAAAGGGUGAAUUUGGAGAGAUUGGCCUGGAUGGCAUCAAUGGAGAAGAGGGCAAGAGUGGAGUCGCUGGACCCCCAGGAGACAGAGGAAACCCUGGGAGAAGGGGACCCAAAGGAACUAAAGGACAAGCAGGAGACAUCGGGGAUACCGGAAUCCGAGGAGAUCCUGGAACCACAGGGCGAGAUAACAACGUGGCUGGACCUAAAGGAGACCCAGGCGAUGUCGGCCCAGUGGGAGAGCCAGGGGACGAUGGUAAGAUGGGAGGCCCCGGUGAACCAGGCAGGACGGGUUCUGAUGGUAGAAGAGGCCCACCCGGACAAGCUGGAGACCCUGGCAAACCCGGAGGUAACGGUGUGCAGGGAGAGCCAGGUAUCGGAGGAUCCAGGGGCCAAGCUGGACCAAUUGGUGCACCUGGUACUAGAGGUGAAGACGGGAACCCUGGACCAAGGGGCCCAGGAGGAGCCCAGGGACCCCCCGGAAACAAUGGCAGGAGAGGACCUCUCGGUCGCAAGGGUGAGCCAGGAGAGCCCGGACCCAAAGGCAUCGUGGGACCUCUGGGACCUCGUGGUGAACCUGGCGAAGAUGGUCGAGAUGGAUUUGGAAUCGCAGGGCCCAAAGGAAGAAAGGGUGAUGAGGGCUUCCCAGGAUUCCCAGGACCAAAGGGAGCGGCAGGUGAUGGAGGAACCAAUGGCGGACCAGGACCCAUAGGAAACCGUGGCCAGAGGGGUGUUUCAGGAGAAAUUGGUACUCCAGGACAGAAGGGAGAGGUUGGAUACCCGGGACCUUAUGGCCAGAAAGGACCGAGAGGACCUGGCGUUGUGCAAUGUGACUUGGUGAAGAAAAUCAGAGACAACUGUCCUUGCUGCUAUGGUCAGCAGGAGUGCCCACUCUACCCUACCGAGCUGGCCUUCGCACUGGACACCUCCGAAAACGUGGGUAGGCCUGCCUUCAACAACAUGCGUGACACCGUGCUCCGUCUGGUUGGCAACAUCACCAUUUCCGAGAGCAACUGCCCCCGCGGCGCCCGAGUGGCCCUCACCCUCUACAACAAUGAAGUGACCACCGAAAUCCGCUUUGCAGACGGGCUGAAGCGGCGUGCACUGGUGCAGCAUGUGGAGGGCCUCCAGGCAUUACAGACGCGCAAACAGCGUAGCCUGGAGACGGCCAUGAACUUCCUGGCGCAGAACACCUUCAAGAGGGUGCGCAGCGGCUUCCUCAUGAGGAAGGUGGCCAUCUUCUUUGUUAAUGGGCCAGUGAAGGAUCAGCGGGCGGUAAGCGCAGCCGCCCUACGCCUCUAUGACUCCGGCAUCGCAUCAGUGUUCCUGACCAAUAAAGAGGAUGGCCAGCUCACCAGAGCUCUGAAGAUGAACAGCACUGGGUCAGCACUGGGUCAGGUGAUUGUGCUGCCAAAUCCCGGAAGUGCACAGUACAUCUCAGCUAUCCAAAAGGUCAUGAACUGCCACAUCUGCCUGGACUCCUGCGCCCCGGACCAAAUGUGUGACUAUGCCCCCCCUCAGCAGUCAAGAGACAGGAGGGCCUCCACCACUGAUGUGGACAUUGACAUGGCCUUUGUCAUGGAUAGCUCCGAGACCACCUACCCCACCGUCUUCACUGAGAUGAAACGCUACGUUGCACACAUCGUAGAGCAGCUGGAAGUCUCGUCGGACCCCGUGGCAUCCAUCCACCACGCCCGCGUGGCUGUAAUCCAGCAUGCUCCCUACGAGUUCCUGCGCAACAGCAGCGGCUCACCCAUCCUUGUGGAUGUGGGCCUGACUGACCACCGCUCGGCCCAGGACAUCCGCAACUUCCUACUUGAGAAGACGCCCCAACUGGAGGGUGGGCGGGCGCUGGCAGUGGCCAUCGAGCACACGGUGGAGCAGGUGUUUGAGAAAGCACCCCACCAGCGAGACCUCAAGGUUCUGAUGUUGUUUGUGACAGGCCCUGUGGAGCAGGAUGAGGAGCGGCUGGUUGCUGUGGCCACCGAGGCCAAGUGUAAGGGCUAUUUCUUGGUCAUCCUGGGUGUGGGCGAGAAGCUGGGUGCUGGGGACACCCGCGUGCUGACGCGCAUGGCCAGCGAGCCAUCCGACGUCUUCUUCAAGAGGCUGACCAGCACCGCGCACUUCUACGACAUGCACAUUCAGAACUUUGGCCGACUGCUGCCCAAGUAUCUCAGCAUUGAGAACGUUUUCUACAUGUCCCCUGAAGUCUCCAAAAACUGUCACUGGUACCAGAGUGACCAGUCAUUCCCCAAGUUCCCCUUCCCCAAGUCACACCACAGCCAAGAGAAACACGAAAACCACCAGGCAGUCCAUCCAAGAAAGCACAACGACCAAGACUCAGACGAGUUGCAUGUAGCCAACGUCACUUCCAGCAGCCUCACCCUGCGCUGGGCCAGCCCGGAUCCCAAGUACAUGGCCUACUUUAAGGUGGUGGUGACGCGCCUGCGUGACAACACACUGGUGUUGAGGAGAAAUGUGACGGGCACGGAGCUCACUGUUGGCGGCCUGGAGAGUGCCCAGACCUACCACGCCGUGGUAACCAUGCACACCGCCCAGGGCCACGUUGCGGCCACCCACAAAGGCAUUAUUACCACCAAAGCGGCAGCAGAGCAUAAGGUCACUGCCCCCAUGGAGGUGACAGGUAUCAUGGCCACUACACCACUGGACAAACCAGAAACUGCAGAGCCUCAGCAACAAGUGGAGCAGCAGCCCGAGACGGAGAUCCUUCCAGCUAUUGCUCCGCCUCGAGGUCAGAAGGCAUGGGAUUGGUUGGAUGAAAGCCGUGCAAACAGCGGGCGGCGCUCACAGCGACGAGUGAGAAUAAAAGGAAAGAGAAGAAAAGGCUCCCUAGGUGCACCUGUCAACCAAAGAGUCAUUGCCGCAAUAAAAACGUAGGAGGACAUUGAUUCAUUGUCAACAUAUACCUCUACUGAGGAGAUUCUGAGGAAAAUCAACAAAAAUGACCAAAGAGAAGCUAUACCAAAGGAGAGGUGGCUGCACUGGAUUCCACAAACAGGAUUUGAUCAAAAUGAGUGUUGAAGUAGUCUAUAUUACAGAAAGAAAGAAAGCAAAUCAAUUUGCUGCAUGAUUUUUCCUACUGGUGCUACAUAGUGUUUUUUGUGUGUUUUUUUUCUCUGGUUGAGUUGCGGAGAACAUCCAGUGUUUGUAAUGUAACAUUUCUGGAACAGUUACAGAAUAUGUUUUUCAUUAAAAAGUUGAACUCGU
This is a messenger RNA of Oncorhynchus keta (chum salmon), 17332 nucleotides long. RefSeq names its product collagen, type VI, alpha 3 (gene col6a3). Lineage: Eukaryota; Metazoa; Chordata; Actinopteri; Salmoniformes; Salmonidae. The transcript is spliced from 61 exons. Gene Ontology annotation, molecular function: protein binding. The coding region runs from base 221 to 17002 and encodes 5593 amino acids. The record is from RefSeq and is a predicted model, not a curated record.